Messenger RNA from Aspergillus ibericus CBS 121593, 1887 nucleotides. RefSeq names its product putative aquaglyceroporin. The record is from RefSeq and is a predicted model, not a curated record. Bases 309 to 1880 code for a protein of 523 amino acids. Gene Ontology annotation, molecular function: glycerol channel activity; water channel activity. The transcript has 4 exons. Gene Ontology annotation, cellular component: plasma membrane. NCBI's taxonomy places the organism in Eukaryota, Fungi, Ascomycota, Eurotiomycetes, Eurotiales, Aspergillaceae. Gene Ontology annotation, biological process: glycerol transmembrane transport; water transport.
GCCUCAGCAAGCAAAACUGGCCCUGGCAUGAUGCUGUUGUUAUCAACAAGACGGACAGUGGCCGAGAACGCAGUGUGGCGUGCCCGAUGGUUUGGAAGUGAAGCCGCCAAUGGUUGCAGCGGGUCGUUUCCCGAUAUCCAUCUGUGACGCAAUCUUGACCAACUAUAUAACACCGGCUUAUCCAACACACCCCCACGCACGCAGACGCACCAGUCUUGCAGCAGAGCAUCUUCAUCUUCAUCUCCAUCUCCAUCUUCGUCGCAGUCUCCUUGAUCUCGGUCGAUCUCUAACGCGCCAAUCAUUCUGCCAUGGUGCACCCAAUCAGGUCUCUCAACAACGAGCUUGAUCAAGUGGAUACCGAGUCGAGAGGCUACCGCUCGUCCGACACAACGGAGGGAGCACCUUCCCACCCGGAACCCGAUGAUGAGUUCGACGAAAAAAAUUCCAGGCGGGGCACAUCUCGACACAAAAGCUAUGGCACUCAGCGCACUAACUUCUCGCGAAAUAAAAGCCACGGUACUCAGGGCACCGCACCAUCCCAGAAUCGGAGCCGUCGCAGUCAACCCCCAGACAUUGACCGAAACUUGAGUUACGACACUCAAGCCCAGUUCUCCGUGGCCGGGCGCAAUGCAUAUCAUGCCCCACUCGCUCAACGGGGUGCCUAUAUGCACCCUGACUAUGAGUCCUUGAACCCUCAAUAUGGGAUCCAAGGGGACAGGCCGGUAUGGAGUUUGGCACAACCACUUCCCCAUGUGGUUCGCGAUGGUAUGCGCUAUGGAGCCUUGCCGGAGGAUAGAAAGGAAGAGCGAGAAGAAGGACGAGAGGGACGAGAGGGACGAGAGGAGGGAUGGCAAGAGGGGCAGGAAGAGGAGCGAGAAGAGGAACGAGAACGACCACCUCCUGCGGCGGAUGAACCACCUACUGACAUGCCCCAAAAUGAGGUACCCCCCAAUGAGGCAGCCUUUUUCAACACCUGGUCCAAGAUCCGUUGGCAUCUCAAGGAGCCAUUGGGUGAGUGGUUAGGGACAACCAUUGCCAUCACUCUCGGUCUGUGCGGCGGGUUGGCCACCUACACAUCUCAAGAGCAGGCUGGUUCGUUCGUGUCCAUGAGCGCCUGUUGGGGGUUCAGUUUCAUGAUCGGUAUCUAUAUCGUUGGUGGAAUCUCUGGUGGCCAUCUCAAUCCCGCUAUUACCAUUCCCAUGUCUCUUUGGCGAGGAUUUCCCGCCCGCAAGUGUGUGAUCUACAUCAUCGCCCAGAUCAUCGGCGCCAUUACAGCGGGUGGAUUCGCCUACGCCAUUUACCAUGACGCUAUUAUGAAUCUAGCAGCCGAGACCAAGGUGCCACAGAGCCAGACUACAGCUAGUCAAGCGAUGCUCACUCUUCCGAAACAAUUCGUCAGCCCCGCCACGGCCUUCUUCAACGAGUUCCUCGGCACCGCAAUCCUGGUGGGGGCCAUCAUGGCACUGGGCGAUGAUUCCAACGCGCCACCCGGAGCAGGCAUGCAGGCCUUCAUCAUCGGAAUCCUCAUCACCGUUCUGAUUCUCGCACUCGGCUACAACACCGGAGGAGCCUUCAACGGACCCCGCGACUUCGGCCCUCGCCUCGUCGCCGUAAUGGCCGGCUGGGGCGGUCACUUAUUCACCGAAUACCAUGCCUGGUGGAUCUGGGGGCCGUGGGUAGCCGAUAUCUUCGGCGGAUUAUUCGGUGCAUUCAUGUACGAUCUGGUGGUAUUCACCGGGGGCGAAAGUCCCAUCAACUACCCGCCCCGUCGCCGCAAGCGCGCACUGUUGAUCAAAGAGAAGAACCUCCGCAGUAAGCUGCGCCUGGGGCGUCGGAAGAUCGGGGAUCUCGAACGCGCCGUGGAGGAGAAUCAGGAUUGAUACAUUU